Messenger RNA from Lymnaea stagnalis (great pond snail), 2111 nucleotides. The record is from the annotation of a GenBank genome assembly. Lineage: Eukaryota; Metazoa; Mollusca; Gastropoda; Lymnaeidae.
AUGGUUGGCUCCCCACUGAGCCCCCAAGAUGCUGCAGCGCAGCUUACUGCAUUUAAGUCCUAUGUACAGUUAAUAGCAGACACAACAGCAGGAAGUAAGAUUUAUUUGAAUAUAGUAAUAAUCCUAAGAAAACCUUUUCUAAAUUAUACUGAACCUUAAGUAAUACUCAUUAUAGUAGGGACUAGGCAUAUACAUUUUUAUGCAUGAAUGUUGUUCUUGUAAAAUCUACUCCUGCACUUUAACAUCUUUUAAUGUAAAUGAUUUAUUCACAGUUGUUGAAAAAAAACUAAAAGCAGCUCAAGAGCUCAGUGAGAAUUUUGAGGUAAGGUUUGUAGUAUAAGUUGCACAAACUUUUCAAAUAAGUUUACAAACUCAUUUUUUGAUGUUAACAAUAUUUAUUCAAAAGGAAGCAAAGUUUGUAAUUUAUCAUUUUUUUCUAUUCACUUAGAGUGUUGUUGCAUUGCCGCAAUAUCCUCAAUUUCUUGCUGAGCUUAUGAGAGUAUUUCUCAAAAUACUUGAUGAAGGAGAACCACAGUUCAUAGCAGAACAAAACAUACAGGUAUUUUUUGGUUUUGGGGAGAAAGGAGAGCUGUAUUAUAUUUCUUUAAUGUAGUAUGAUGAAUGUUUCAAUAAUAGUGAUAUUUUAUUUGCCCCAUAGUUUUCUUUCAUACAUUACUCCUGUUAAUUUGUUUUUAAUCAUAGGUUUGAUAAUUUUAAAAAAAAUCAAAUAUAUGUCAUUUUCAAAAAAUGUAAUAAAAUUCUUUAGCAACUUCGGAAGCUGCUUCUGGAGAUCAUUCAUCGCAUCCCAUGCAAUGAUCAUUUAAAGAAAUAUGUUCAGCAGAUAUUAACUCUGAUGUUCAGGCUUUUGAAAGUAAGUUUUGUUGUAUCUUCUUGUAAGUCAUGCUACUGUUAUAUAUGUGUCAGCUAACUGGGAAGUCACAACGAGGUAAGUGCGUUGGAUUGGCUGGUUAAGAAUACGAUUAUCAUGUGAGUUCAGAAGCCAGGAGAACUGAUCAUUGCCCCCAUAUCUUGGACCAUGAAAGGUUGUGUUGGCAUGUGAAGUUUAGCAAUCUCAUAAUGGCAAUAAAGUUAUAAGAUGUUCAAAGGACACUUGUCUUUGUUCUUAAAGAAUGAGUUAUUUUAACUGAACACCAAAGGAUCCUACAUGCAUAAAGGUGCAUGAGACUAUCUUGAAAUGCAUUGAUUUGACCGUUGUUUGAAUCUUUGAUAAUAUAUAACUUAAAAUAUUAUAGCAAAGUAGCUCAGUAUAUUGAUAUUUUAACAUUUGUUGUAACAAUUUCAAUAUAUUAGAAAAACAAAGCAUUUUUUAAAGCACAUUUCCUGUUUUAUGACUUAAAAAUGAUUGAUACAUUAUAAAGUAUUGACCAUAAGCACCACUAUAGAUAUACUUAAUAAUUUUUUUAAAAAUUAGAUUGAAAAUGAAGACAAUGUCCUUGUGUGUAUUCGAAUCAUACUGGAGUUACACAAACAGUACAGACCCCAGAUGAAUGAAGAGGUUCGGGUAUUUUUUUAAUAUUAUCUCUUAAAGAAAUAUUAUUUAUAUAUAUGUAAGAAAAUUGAAAAAUGUGUUUAUAAUUAUAUGUUUGAUAUUGUGUUUAUGACGCUAAUGUUAUUUUUGUCACAUUUAUGAUUUUUUUAUUUAUAAUGAAUUUUUUUCCAGUGGCUUAGCCUAAAUAUAGUGUUCUAUUUUAGGUCUCAGAAAUAUAUAUAUCAUUAUGUAGAAAUAAAUCCUUAUCAAAAUUUGUAGAAGUCAAGUGGCUUAGUUGUAUGUGUACCAAGUAUGAAAGGGAAAAAGAUAAGCGUUCCUUAACUACUACAAAUUCAUCAUGUCUGCAAUCUUAGUUACACUUUUAAAAAUUCCUAUGUGAUGUAUAAUUGUUUUUGCUAUAGUGAAAUUAAUCAUUUUUUUUGUUUUGUUAUACCAGAUAACUGAAUUCAUGAAGUUUGUGAAAGGGAUCUACAGUAAUUUGCCGAACCAUUUACCUCGCAUAUUUGAACCCCGCUCCCAGAAAAAGGUAAAAGACCUUACAGAUAUCAAUGUGGAGGUCUGGCUGCAAGAUAUUUUCACUGUGACAACUGUCCUCACAGAC